Molecule: messenger RNA, 2824 nt
Organism: Ostrinia nubilalis (European corn borer)
Lineage: Eukaryota; Metazoa; Arthropoda; Insecta; Lepidoptera; Crambidae
Product: putative glutathione-specific gamma-glutamylcyclotransferase 2
Exons: 3
Coding region: 171-722 (183 amino acids)
Biological process (GO): glutathione catabolic process
Cellular component (GO): cytoplasm
Molecular function (GO): gamma-glutamylcyclotransferase activity; glutathione specific gamma-glutamylcyclotransferase activity
Source: RefSeq, a predicted model, not a curated record
AAAGAUAAUAAAAUAGAACAAUCCGCGAUGUUACCUGUAUAAAAAAAAACUGAAAUUUACUGUCAAAAUCAUAUGAUCAGCGAGAAAAGUUCAAAACAAACAUUGAGGAAAAAUUGUUAAACAUGUAUUAAUAAACAAAUCAAAUGACUUGAAAUGCUAAAGGAACAACAAUGUGGAUCUUCGGCUACGGAUCUCUAGUUUGGAAAGUUGACUUUGCUUACGAGUGCAAAGUUGUAGGUUAUAUUUCAGGUUACCUCAGAAGAUUUUAUCAGCAUAGUAUCGACCACAGAGGCGUUCCUGAGAAACCUGGUCGAGUAGUUACAUUGAUAAAAAGUGACGAUCCAAACAGCAAAGUAUGGGGGGUGGCAUACAAAAUCCGUACCGAAGAUAUAGAUCAAGUUAUGAAGCACUUGGACUACAGAGAAAAGAAUGGAUACUCAAAGAAGACAGUGACAUUCCAUCCCAAGGAUAAGAGCAUAGAACCGUUUAGUUUGACCCUGUACAUAGCAACAGAGGAGAAUGAAUCUUAUGCAGGAGCAGCAUCAGUGGAAGACAUAGCAAAACAAGUAGUCAACUGCCAAGGGCCAAGUGGGCCCAACAAGGAAUAUGUAUACAACUUGGCUAAAGCAAUGCGACAACUAGCGCCUGAUGUAUACGAUGAACACCUCUUCACUCUGGAAACUUCUUUGCGUCAAAUUGAUCCAGAUGUUAAACGAAAUUGAUGUAAUAAGUAGAUAGCUUAAUUUUAUGCAAUAGGGUCCAAAAUGGCAAAUUAGUAAGAUUUUUACUUGAACUUUUACUUGUACAGAUGUCAGCACAUCUGUCUUUACAUUUUUAUGGCAAAAGCGCACCUAUAACAAUGGCAUAAGAUGCUACAGUUUAUAAGUUGAGCUACUUCUAGUGGCGCCAUCUGCCACGAUAUUGGCGACUUCAAAACUUUUUGAUAAAUCGUUUUAAAUACGACAUGACUUGCUUUUAAAAAUUUACUGUUGCUAAAAUUUUGACGAACUUAUGAGUAUAAGCAAUUUGCACCAGACAAUUUGGAUGAUAUAAAUAAAUAAGAGAGUCAUCCAUGCGCGUCAUGCUAGCAGUAUUAUUUAAAAAGAAGGCCAUCCUGCUUAAUAAUGCAUAAGUAAAUUAGCAGAUAUUUAAUAUUAAUAAAGCAACAGCUUUACAUAAAUAGACUGAUGGCAUUCGGAACAAAACAUGUUUUGUUUAAUGCAAAACUAAACAAACAUUCAAUAAAUUCCUUGUAGAUAUAACAUAUUUUUAGUUCAAGCAUAUGACUAAGCUCCUAUCUGAAUGUCAACCGUAAGUAGGCAACAUGUUUGUUUGCAGACACACUAACCUACUUGCGCCCAUUUAAAUGUUGCGAAUUAUUGAUUAAAAUUGUAAAUUGUGUUGACGUCAAUGACCCCUAUCUACUUGUAUAAAAUCUCUAUAAUACAAGCUGCAACGCCUGCAACUAUGCUCUUUGUCUUUUUUGACCUUGGCCUUCUAAAUCGCGCAUUUUUAGGUGAAACUCGCCUAAUCCAUUAAACGUUAAUUGAUUUAAAUAAACAGUGUUUUUUGUUAGUUGUCUGGGUCACAAUGCCUAAUCGUAAUCAAGAAAUGCGGGUAGGAGGCCGAAUUAUUACCCAUCCGGGGCGUAAAGAACAACGCCUGUGUAGGUAGGACAGACAUUUGACUUGAUAUAAUAGACAAAUCAAUCUGUUUUGGACCGUAAUAUAAGUGUGAUAAAGAUAAUUUUGUGUUAGAAAAUAGAUUGCUGAUGUACAGCAGCGUCAUAUAGUUCGUGGCACCCAAAUUGGCCAAAAAAUUGACAAACAACCUUAUUCCAACUGUAACAAAGUCGUGUUGCGAACCUUUUGGUUACCUUGGAUCACGAACUAUUUGACGUUGCUGUACUUCUUUAUUUUUCAGAACUGUGUUUUAAUUUUCUGAACUUUUUCUACUAUUUUGUCAUUGAAUUUUGCAAAAAUUGUUGCUUUAUGAAAAAACUCACUACAAUGUUAAUUAAUUUGAACCACAAGUUCCUUAGGUGGAAUUUGCUAAAUACUGUGAAGGCUGCAGCCUUCACCUAUCAAGUCAGUAUUGUUCUCUACAUUUGAUUAUGUAGCUAUGAUUCAAUCAAGUGUGCAUUUUUUGGACUUUAUUGCAUUAGAUAUACGAUUUUCGUAAUUUUUUCUCUUCUAAAUUAUCACUGUCAAUCAUCAAGUGGUUGUACAGUGGACAGCAUAUCAGACUACAUUUUUGUUGUAAAAUCGUCUGUAUUAACUUUACUUGUUUAGCUUAAUGUACACCGACUGUACAACUUCAAUAUUGUAAUCGCUUCACUCAUUGAUGAGUGAAUUCUUAUAUAAAUAACGAAGCGAUUACGAAAUUUAAUCUGUCACAAAUGUACUACUUUGUCUACAGACACAGGACUACACUUGGCGCUAAAAUUAGCUCUUUUUAAACAUUUUGAUAAAUCAAAUUUGUACUAAGUAACUACAGAAGUAUUCUUUGCGAUAUAAGUAGACUGUGUGGCGAAUGUAUACCUUGUUGUUAUGUUAGGGAAGACCGCAAAUGUUGACCUCAAUGUUAAAUUUUUACUGAAUACUUACCUACUUUUAAAUGCUUAUCGAAUCUUUAUAUGUAUUUUUGUGGUUCCUGAUAGGACCUUCCUAUCGCUGACAUUUGAAAAUAUGUGCUUUUUCUAUUGUGAUAUUAGCUUUACGUAUAAUAGUUACCAAAAAUCGGGUAAAAUUAUUAAUUACGUUUUUGUUCCAAUGAAAGAAACUGUUUUAAAAAUAAAUAAAAUAUUUUAUUGCACAAAAGGUAA